GCUUGUAUACAUGAUGCUAGACGCGCUGCAUGUACAGAGGGUCACACAGCUGAACACACCUAGAAAAAAAUCUUUAUUGGUUCAUUAUCUGACCAUUAUCAAACAAGAGCUCGUACCGUGCCGAGGUUUCAGUGCGUCAGUCGAGGCAGUCACGCAGAUGUUCAGACGGUGCAUGACUCUGUUGGGACAAACAUCAGGAGCAGAAAAACACACAAACACAACUAGUUGGGGUAUGAAAAUCCAACGCUAGUAUUCACCUUUUCCACUCAAGGUCUGCGCUGGAGCAGUGUGUAGCUGCGGACCGGUCAACAGAAAGUUCAACCUGAGUCCGAGACUGUGGACCAUGGCUUUCAAAUUGAGAAUCCCUCUUUUACAAAGGAGACACAAACAAAUCCAGAUUCAGCACAGUAGUAUGCAAGCUGUCUGACUCAGACUUGCUGUUCCAGCAGCUGAAAGGAUACUCAAAAAGAAUACUCAUGCUCUCUUGUGAUCCUCCAUCAUUCACUCAAACCAAUGGUUAAUUUUCUCCAAAAAUGCACAGAACACAGAGCCACCGGAGCAAAGAAAAAUGCCUAAAAAGAAGGAAGGCAUUCAAGUCUUCAGUCAAGGGAGUUUCUCACCUCUCCAGGCGAGCUAAGAGACGCUUGUAUUGCAAAUUGCAACUUUGGAUGUGGAGAAAGUGGAGGGAGAAAUGCAGAUUUAGGAUAGUAAGAGGAAAGAAACAAGCGAGCGGCAUGAGCUCAAAGUCCUGCCUCAAUUUAAAGACACAAUCACGGAAAAAUAAAAGGAAACUUCCAACGUACAAUACACCAAACCUACAACAUCCACAAGUCAGAACAUCUGCUCUUGUACCACCUCUGGGAUGCGAUACUGAAGAUUCAGCCCUUGAAAGACAGAAUUGCUCCCCGAAACCAUGUGAAUCUGUCGCUCUGUCAGAAACGCGUAUCGCCGCCAACACAGAUGUUGCAGCAGGUGGCAUCAGUCAAACCACACUAACAGCAGUGGUGCCGUCACAAAGAACAGAAACCUGUGUACAGUUUAGUGACACAGCAGAACUUUUUAACACUGUCAAACCCCUGCUGUGCACAGACAGUGAUGCACGCGGGGUAAUUACUAAUUUUAAGAAACCAAUAACAGUGAUAGCAGCCGAAAGGCUUGAGGUUAAUGGCCCAGCAGGACAACACUCUGCCAUCUCUCAGGACCAGGCUACAAACAGAGAUCCUGAUGAGAAAAUCCCCAGCAAAAAGACAGUGUCCCCUCUGACUGAUGCCAGCCUUAAAGCACUGACAAAGGAUAUCCAUGAAUUUCUCGAUGACUUCUACAGAAUAUACGGAAGUUUCAUCCCUCUACAGCAGAGUGACGUGUUGACACACCUGAAGAGGAAGUUUAACACUGAUUUCAAUGACAGGAAAAAUCUCGCCCUGUCCGAGGUGACAAAAUACCAAACUGCCAUGGUUCAGAAACCUAUCCCCUCCUUCCAAGUGGUCUACAACAAACACACUCUGACACUGGACGAUUUGUCGACACUGGCGGAUCAGAACUGGCUCAACGACCAGGUCAUCAACAUGUAUGGAGAAUUGAUAAUGCAAUCUGCCCAUCAUAAGGUCCAUUUUCUCAACAGCUUCUUCCACCGGCAGCUCAUGACCAAAGGAUACGAUGGCGUUAAAAGAUGGACAAAGCAGGUUGAUUUGUUUUCCAAGAGUCUGCUUUUAGUGCCCAUCCACCUGGAGGUCCACUGGUGUCUGGUGACUGCUGACAUGGUCAAAAAGAAGAUCUGCCUGUACGACUCUCAAGGGGUUUCACUCCAGAAAGUUGCAAGGAACAUCUUGAAAUACUUGAUGACAGAAGCAAAAGAGAAGCGGCAAACAGCAUUUGAAAAUGGUUGGGCGGUGUCGUUCGAUGAGAAAUUCCCACUACAGACUAAUGAAAAUGACUGUGGAGUUUUUGUCCUAGAGUAUUCCAGAUGUCUUGCCCUGGCACAACCUCUCCAGUUUUCACAGAAAGACAUACCAAAGAUUCGUAAGAGGAUCUACAAAGAGCUCUGUGAUUGUAAGCUCCACGAGCAGGGAUGAACAGGGUUGCAGUUACAUGUAAAGUAUUGCUGAUAAUAUGUGCUGCUGCUGAUUAGGGUGUGAAAUCAUCCUUCUACACUUGUCUGUUUAAGGCUCCAUUACUGUUCUGUAGCAGUCGUUCAGCACUGAGUGCAUAUGGACGAUCCCAGUCAGUGUUUUAGCAGGUGCACUGUUAAUGCUAAAUCCUAAUAUUAACAGGAUCACUGUAUUUAUAUUAUCUGUGCUUAAACAGGCAUGUUACUUAAGAGAAAAAUCUUACUGUUCAUGUUACAGUUUAACCCUCUCCUGAAGGAAGCGGUGCACCAACAGAGCCUUAUUGAAUGGACUGCUAAUCUUUCAUGAUUUAUUUCUGUGUUAAGGUGUAACUUAUUUUCUGUAACGAUAUUUGUACACCCUAUUUGCACAUUUUUGAAGUCUGAAGUGCAUUGUCGCCCUGUGUUCUCGUUUUAGUUUUAGCACCAGAUGACGUAAAAAAAGCUGUCUGUAUUUUGUUUGUGAAGUAAGUUAAGUUAUUGAACUGGAAUCAGAGCUUCAUAGAAGUAUGUAUAAAAAGGUUUAAAUAAAAGCAGACU
Scomber scombrus (Atlantic mackerel) is the source of this 2644-nucleotide messenger RNA. Its product is annotated as sentrin-specific protease 5-like. NCBI's taxonomy places the organism in Eukaryota, Metazoa, Chordata, Actinopteri, Scombriformes, Scombridae. Bases 534 to 2072 code for a protein of 512 amino acids. Gene Ontology annotation, biological process: protein desumoylation. The record is from RefSeq and is a predicted model, not a curated record. Gene Ontology annotation, cellular component: nucleus. Gene Ontology annotation, molecular function: deSUMOylase activity. The transcript is spliced from 10 exons.